AUCCGCCAUGGAUAGCAGCUCAACAUGGUCAGAUUAUCAUGAGCUCUGAAAAUCAAACAUUGACAGCCCUCGAGACAACCCAUGCGCACCAAUUGACCGCCCAACCGACCCCGGACGACAUGCCUGCAGUAUGCAGACACUUUGGUCUAGGGUCGCGCAGGCGCAAUCGACCUGUCGUUGCCGAGUAUGCUUACAACCCGCCAACGCGUUAGCGAGGCGGUCGACCACAGCAGCUUCGCGACGAAGGGUGACGGGUGCCGACUUGUUCACGGCCUGCUAUACGACGAUUCUGGGCACGGCGGUUGUGAUAGAUUCCAAAAGGAAGGAUGCUCGGAGGAAAGAGCUGGAUGACAAGUUGGAAAAGGCCAGAGCCUCGAUGAGCAGUCUGGCUGUUCAGGAAGCAGCGUUUCUGCCCGAAGAAUAUGGGGCCCCAAUAAGUACGAGCGAUGAAAAAACGAACAUUCAGAUACCAUCAGGCACAAAGGCAGAACCGACGGACUUUUUGGGCCUGCUCGAUGAAUUGACGCACACUGCUUCCGAGACCUAUGUUCCUCGCCAACGCUCUAGUUGGCCCAAACAUGAGGUUGAUUGGGUGCAGGUGGAAGCUGCAAUAACAGCUGAAGAGAAGGACGAUACUGUGGUGCUUCGACAUCCAAAAGAUCAAGGACAGUUAGAGAAGACAACACGUCAGAUCGAGUCACUUGUCCAGACUCUUCUAUGGCGGGCCAGGAACCCGGCAUGUCCAGACGCGCCUUCUGAUAGCACAACAGCCGGUACCAACUUCCUGGAAGAGGCCGAAAAGCUGAUGGGAAGUUAUCCAAGCUAUUCAAGUCCCCACAUCGAGCCUGUAGCUGCGAGCGAUGCUCGUCUUCAUCUCAACGAGACGUUCCGGAACAUUUUCAAUAAGGCUACCGACGCUCAGGAAACCGUGGGCAAGAUAUGCUACAAUUUGCUGGUCUCUAGCUCCCCCCCGAAUAUUCACAACUACAACGCCUUGAUCGCGGGUUUCAAUCGUAUUCAACGACCCGACCUGGCGCAGGCUGUAGUCGAUUCCUAUCUCAAUAGGUCGAAGUGGCCACCGACACAACAAACACUCGUAUGCCUUCUCAGUCAUGCUAGCAUUAAUCAAAACAUCGAUCUCUUUCGUGAGAUUGUAGGCCGCAUGAGGGGAGUAAUCGAGGACGGAAUGCAUAUUCGCAUCUUCCACAAGGAUGCCAUUUGGAACGAGGCCGGCGAGAAGUGGGCUCGCGAAAAAGCCGCCUUUCGAAAAAACAGCUAUGUGGAAAGGGCGCACCGCGAGCAACACGUUUUCAACAGCCUUAUUCGGGGAUGGCUUCGUCUCGGUAAUAUUCAAGCUGCCUGCAUGUCCUUUGUAGCUUGUGUUCGGCACGACUACAUAGUUCCGACUGACACGAUAUACGAGCUUCUCACAGAGUGUCUAUUGUCCCUGAAUCAAAUUAACGUCAAUACUAUGUUUAACCGGUUAACGAAGGAUCUUGAGCAGUUCGCAAAGCUGCUGGACCACAUUGCUACCGAAUCUACAGAACAUAUGGCUCAGAGGAUAGCGGGAUUGUUAUCUGCCCUGGCUGAUCUACGCCAAUUCAGUUAUAGACCAUUCGUCGGCAACGUCCAGGAGGAUUGGAGACAGAUGCUGCAAUCUUUCUCUGGUUACUUCAAGGCGGACAAUUUGAAAACCAACAAUGACCUAAGGCCAGUUAUCCGUGUCGCAGGUCUACACAAGAAAGUCCAGGAUCUGGAGGAGAAGGCAAUGUUGAUGGAUGCUCACGUUAAAGCCGCAACUAUAAGAAUUAUGACGGGGUACGACGUUGGUGCCUCGGCUCGCCUACCACGCCCAGGGUGGAAGAUUCCUGCGUAUCAGCAUUUCGAUUCUGCUUUACUUCGUGCCCUGCAGGCUAUCGACCUCACAUCUGACAUCUCGACAAUCAAUGACGUCAAGGCACAACUACUCGACAAGCUGCCCGAUCAGACACUAGCUCCGAAGCUUCGGGCAGCAGCAGACCUGGACAGGUUGAAUUUCAGGUCGCUUGUUAGUUUUUACCAUCCACUUAAUAAGUCUGCCAGAAGCCACACGACUGAGGCCGGCCACAACAUUGGUCGGAUUGCAGGACAGGCCGCCGAGAUAAAGGACAAUAUCAGGACGAUCCUGUUCUGCUAUUUGACAACUUCCAAACAGCAAGCCUAUAGAACCUUAUACCCGGAUUGGUACAAAAUGCCGGUCCAGAGGCUACUCAAGCAUUCUUGCCACGUGCUAGCACGCCAGGUUCGGGCACAACAGAAGGUCAAGGCCAGCGCGUCUCUAUUAAUCUCAGGACAAGUGGAAGAGGAGGAGCUUGAUAGCUCGGAUGAAGGACAACAACAAACGUUGUCAGGUGCUAGUGAAGCUUCAUCGACACAAACAGAUACAGAGAUACCAAUUCCUGUUGCAAAACUGGAAACACCGGUAAUGCCGUUGUCCGCACAACAGUUGUGGUCAGACGAGCAUGUAAGAUACCAGCCGCUUCGGGCUAAUUGCAGUUGCAACCACUAGAAAUUCUCACGAAGAAUUGUAUGUAAAUAUCCGCGAACUAGAACAUAUGAGCAAUAGACCCAAAGGCAACCCAAGCCACGCAAUGGAAACAGAAGCAAAUGAUACUCUUAAAACCCCUGACAAGCCCGGCCCAGAUCCCCCAACUCAACGUUGGUUCCGAUCUAUGUGAUGGGAGUUUGGGUACCCCGCGGCGCCAAUGAACUCGAACGCCCCCCACUAAGUCACAAUACAAUG
Molecule: messenger RNA, 2782 nt
Organism: Truncatella angustata
Lineage: Eukaryota; Fungi; Ascomycota; Sordariomycetes; Amphisphaeriales; Sporocadaceae
Exons: 1
Coding region: 131-2548 (805 amino acids)
Molecular function (GO): protein binding
Source: RefSeq, a predicted model, not a curated record